AUGGCUCACCCCGUCUCUGCACCGCCCGAAGUUGAGGCAACUCUCGCCCGCCUGACGAGCUACAAGGACGUUCAGGGAGUCCUCAUCCUCGCCCGACCAAACGGGAUCAUUCUCCGUUCCUCUGGGUCGCUCUUCGCUCUUCCUCCAUCCAGCGCGGCAGUAUCCUCCCCGCCACCUCGAGCAGAAGGAGACGAGGAGGGCGAGGAGAAGGAGGAAGAGAGCGGGCCGAAGACGAGCGAGGUGGCCAGGAAGUAUGCGAGGGCGGCGACGAGGAUGGUCGAGGCUAUUGGGAUCGAGGUUAGGGACUGCGACGAGGACAAGGCGGACGACUUGCGGUUCCUUCGAAUCCGGACAAAGCGACACGAGCUGAUCAUCACGCCUGACGAGCAGUACAUCCUGGUCGUCGUGCAAGACCCCGCGCACUAG
Molecule: messenger RNA, 426 nt
Organism: Rhodotorula toruloides NP11
Lineage: Eukaryota; Fungi; Basidiomycota; Microbotryomycetes; Sporidiobolales; Sporidiobolaceae
Product: Dynein light chain-related protein
Exons: 6
Coding region: 1-426 (141 amino acids)
Biological process (GO): microtubule-based movement
Cellular component (GO): cytoplasm; cytoplasmic dynein complex
Molecular function (GO): dynein intermediate chain binding
Source: RefSeq, a predicted model, not a curated record